This is a messenger RNA of Acomys russatus (golden spiny mouse), 1437 nucleotides long. RefSeq names its product dehydrogenase/reductase X-linked (gene Dhrsx). The transcript is spliced from 7 exons. Lineage: Eukaryota; Metazoa; Chordata; Mammalia; Rodentia; Muridae. Bases 78 to 1184 code for a protein of 368 amino acids. The record is from RefSeq and is a predicted model, not a curated record.
GCUGCACAGGGCUCUGGGGCGUGGCUUCCUGUGAUGGUGUGGCUUCCAGGGUCGUCCUGUAUUCAUGGGUGGUGGCUAUGUCCUUGCACGCACUGCGGGCAACUGUCCGCGUCUACGCAGUGGGCGUGGCCCUGGUGGUGACGCAACUGCUGCGGCGGCUCAGAAGGGGCUUCGCGCCGCCCGAGCUCCCGCCCCAGCCUGGACGCGUCGCCAUUGUGACGGGCGGGACGGAUGGCAUCGGGCUGAGCACCGCACGGCAGCUGGCGCGACUGGGCAUGCGAGUUGUCAUCGCCAGUAACAACCUAGAAAAAGCACCGGAGGUCGUCAGGAGCAUCCAGGAGGAGACAGGAAAUGAUGCUGUGCAGUUUCUGUUCUUGGACCUGGCCUCCUUGGCAUCAGUCAGAAAGUUCGUGUCUGACUUCCUGGCUCUGGGGAUUCCCCUGCACGUGCUGAUCAACAAUGCUGGCAUUAUGCUGGUUCCCUGUGGAGAGACUCUGGAUGGCUUUGAGAGCCACCUGGGCGUCAACUUCUUGGGCCACUUUCUGCUGACAAGGCUGCUGCUGCCCCUGCUUCGAGGAGCUGGCAAAUCUGGGAAGUGGGCACGCAUCGUCACUGUCGCAUCAGCAACGCACUAUGUUGGGGAACUGGAUGUGGAGGACCUUCAGGGACGCUCUGCCUACUCCCCCCAUGCGGCCUAUGCUCAGAGCAAGCUGGCACUUGUGAUGUUCUCACUGCGGCUGCAGUGGCUGCUGAAUUCACGCUGUGACCCCGUGACCUCGAACCUGGCCGACCCGGGCGUGGUGGACACAGCGCUGUACCGCCAUGCGUGGUGGGGCCUGCGGGCUGCCCAGGGGGUGCUGGGGUGGCUGCUGCUCAAGACCCCAGAUGAGGGUGCCUGGACUUCUGUCUACGCUGCCGCUUCCCCAGAGCUGGAAGGCAUUGGAGGCUGCUACUUCCGCGACCUGGAGUGGACAGAGCCGCUGGGGGCCGCGAAGGACCAGAAGCUGCAGCGGUGGCUGUGGGCAGAGUCGUGCCGGCUGACAGGGGAUCCUGAAGCGGAGGAUGGAUGGGAUGAUGGCAGCUUGGAUGAUGUCACUUCCUUUCCUGUACUAAGGGCGUUUCCAGUGUCUUCAUCGGAAGGGCCGCCACGGGAUGGAGGGGGAGUCUGGCGUGGCAGGAAGUGACAGCCAUGCCAGUGAUGCAGCACACAUAGCUGAAUGACAAAGUUAAUUGCAGUGACUGGGGAGGUAUGUUCUCCAUGUAGUACAUUUCUUGCCCAUGUCGGAGGCGUGGAGUUACAGGUGGAAUCAGUGCCACCUUCUGGUCUGGAUGGGAACUGCAUACAAGUGGCUCACAGAUGUUCGGCAGACAAAACACCUUAAGUAUAAAUAAAAGCACCUAAAGCCAGACAUGUCCCAAUAUUUCUUGGCAGUCAUU